CCAAGCCCCCCGAUCCGAAACCAGUUUUAGGUUGCAGCGAGGGAUAAUCAUCUCGCAGUUCUGAACUUCUGGGUCCAGAACAAAAUGUUGACGGAACCUCUGGUUUAACUGAGAAGAGAGAGCGAGAGAAAAGCGAAGGGACGCAGAUGUUUCAAAGUGUGCAAGAAGAAACCGGAAGUCGAUAUGUUCGUUUAGGUCCGUGGUCCUAAAUAAGAAGCAGCGUUUGCUUAUUGUGUUGCAACGUGGAGAGAAGAGACUUGGGAGUUUGCGUGUGUGAUUUAAAAAGGCACAGUCGAUAAAAGGUGCCAUGAGCAGUGAGCUGAAUGUACCGAUGGGUUCCCCCGCUCCAGGGGUCUCAGAGCGACCUCUGGACAACGGGGACUACAGGGACUGGGUGCGGCGCAGCUACCUGGAGCUGGUCAGCUCUAACCACCACUCGGUGCAGGCUCUGUCCUGGAGGAAACUCUACCUGAGCCGUGCCAAACUGAAGGCCUCCAGCCGGACCUCCGCUCUGCUCUCUGGUUUUGCAAUGGUGGCCAUGGUGGAGGUACAGUUGGAGGUGCAGUACAAUUAUCCCCGAGAGCUCCUCAUCGCCUUCAGCGUGUGCACCACCGUGCUGGUGGCGGUGCACCUCUUCGCUCUGCUGAUCAGCACCUGCAUCCUGCCCAACGUCGAAGCUGUCAGCAACAUCCACAACCUGAACUCGGUCAGCGAGUCGCCUCACGAGCGCAUGCACCACUACAUCGAGCUGGCGUGGGGCUUCUCCACAGCCCUGGGCAUCCUGCUGUUUUUAGCCGAGGUGGUGCUCCUCUGCUGGGUCAAGUUCCUGCCCGUGGACUCCGGCGCCAAAAAGGCGCCCGUCUGCUGCGCCACGACAGCCAAGCCGGAGGCGACGCACCCGGCCACGCACAGCGGCUGGCAGGCGGCGCUGGCCUCCACCAUCAUCAUGGUGCCCGUGGGGGUGAUCUUUGUCAUGUUCACCAUUCACUUCUACCGCUCUCUGGUCCGCCACAAGACUGAGCGCCACCACCAGGAGAUCGAGGAACUGCACAAGAUAAAGGUGCAGCUGGACGGCCACGAGAGAGGCCUCCAAAAUGUGUGAAAACACGAGCAGCUUUAAAGACUUUCCUCUGUGUUACAUAUUUAUCAAGUUUAUCUUUCUUUGCCAUUUGCUCUGAACGUUAAUGCCUUGAACACAUGAGCAGCGAGCUUUACCGAUUGUCUCGUUCUAUUACAGCCAACAUUUCAGACUGCUGUUUUCUACAUAAGGUGAAUGUUUAAGGUUUGUAUGGUAACUUUGUUUUUCAUCUGAUCCUGAAUACUGUUGGUAAGGGACAGAGUUUAAAGGUUUACAGAAAAAAAGGGCUAAUAUUCUUAUAGUACCAAAUUUGCUAUACUUAAGAUAUUUUAUGUGAGGGUUUGAGUGCUCAUAGUUGUUCCGUUUGUUAGCAAACGCCUGUAUUCAGUGUACAUAGUCUCAGAACAUCUCGGCUUGUCUUAAUGUUUUAAUUAUUUCGGAGAAUAAGGCAGCAUUCUWAUUCUAGUUCUUAUUCACCUCCACACAAUUACUUAUACCUUAAGCUAAUUGCCAGCUGAGCUUUUUUGUGAUCAGCCAAAGAUAAUWAUGGMGUACAUUUCAGCAAUAACAGCUAUUAUGUAUGUCAGAUAAAUUGAAAAUUCUGUACCACUUUACAAUAAGGCUCCCCUUAUAGAUGGCUUAUAAAUAACUUGUGUAAAGCUCCCUUUAAUAAGUAUAUUGCAGUUKCACAGUACAAUAUUAUAUGUAAAAUAUGUGUUUUCAAUACAUUAUUGUGCUUACAAGGUAGAAACCUGGUCUGA
Austrofundulus limnaeus is the source of this 1839-nucleotide messenger RNA. RefSeq names its product ORAI calcium release-activated calcium modulator 2 (gene orai2). Gene Ontology annotation, biological process: store-operated calcium entry. The transcript is spliced from 3 exons. The record is from RefSeq and is a predicted model, not a curated record. Lineage: Eukaryota; Metazoa; Chordata; Actinopteri; Cyprinodontiformes; Rivulidae. Gene Ontology annotation, cellular component: membrane. Gene Ontology annotation, molecular function: store-operated calcium channel activity. The coding region runs from base 308 to 1102 and encodes 264 amino acids.